This is a messenger RNA of Epinephelus lanceolatus (giant grouper), 2721 nucleotides long. RefSeq names its product H6 family homeobox 3b (gene hmx3b). Lineage: Eukaryota; Metazoa; Chordata; Actinopteri; Perciformes; Serranidae. Gene Ontology annotation, molecular function: DNA-binding transcription factor activity, RNA polymerase II-specific; RNA polymerase II transcription regulatory region sequence-specific DNA binding. Gene Ontology annotation, biological process: regulation of transcription by RNA polymerase II. The record is from RefSeq and is a predicted model, not a curated record. Gene Ontology annotation, cellular component: nucleus.
UCUACAUUAAAACACAUUCCAGAGGCCUGUUAUUGAUUCAGAAAUCCCCACUAAAGUCUCAUAGUUGCCUCCAUCUUAAGAGAAAAGCAGUGUGAGGGUUUUCAAAUCUCCCUCCUCUUCAUUUUGUGUCUUUAUCUCAUGACAAUUAUCAUCUAAUCUGAUCACACAUGAUCACAUUAAUGUCUCAUUGCACAUACUAAUAUAAUUUGCUGCAUCCAAGCACCGGCUUUAUUGUAAUAUGUGACAGAGACAAGACUUGUUGUGUCAUCCUCGUGCAUUACAUCACCUGCUGCCCCCGUGGCUUUGCAGGCUUUUGUACCAAGCUGAUUUGAAAAGCCUUUAUCACAGCGGUAAGCAUUCAAUUUGAUGUCCGCCUGUAGCACUUCCUGGCUAAUAAAAUUACACUGAAGUCAAUGAGCUCUGGUUACAGGAGAAACGCAGGUACAUAUUGGUUUCCUGCUGUACACAGGUGGAACUGAAAUAACACAUGAAUGAGGUUGAUCAUCAGCAAGUCACGGAGUUCAGUCACAAAUAGAGUCAUUAAAUAAAUAUUAGAAUAUAAUAAAUCUUCCUGUAAUGCUGCUUUUAAGCGUUUUUGUUGUUGUUUUAUAUGUUUUUGAUGCUUUACAUUAGUGCGUAAAAUGUGCGUAAUUUGCGUAAUAUUUGUGCCAAAGCCCUUUCCAGCUCCACGUUAAGGUGUGAUAAUCCCCGGACCGUUUAUUCAAUUUACUGACAGGUGAUUGCGGCUCGUGCACGCCCCCCAAAAAACCCCGAGACAUUCUCCUCUUUAAUCUAAUUGGAUGGUAAGUGGGUGCGUACUGUUGAGCCCGGAGCCAAAACGCUUGCGCGGCCUUUUUUCUUUGGAGUCUAUUCUCGUCACAGCCCCUCGCGGUUUCAUCUCAAAUCCCAUUUGCUAUUGUACCUGCCCAAUAGCAGAGACCGAGCGCGUUUUAACUCGGAUGGCAUUUAUUAUUCCAUCAUUACAAUCCGGCGCAAGUUUGACGCAGUGAGCUCUCAGUCUGAUCAGGAGGCAUCUGGCCACUUUUCCCUUCUCCUUUUUUCUCUCGCAUAGUUUUAACUCAGACAGUAAGAUCAUCUUUUUCAAGUGUUUUUUGUCCUCUUGAUAAGUUUUGAUGGUGAUCCACAUCGGUCAGUGAACGGUGAUGGCAGACUCUGAUGCGCAAGAGACUCGCCAACCCGCAAAGGACUCGCCGUUCUCCAUCAAGAACCUGCUGAACAUCGAAGACAAACCCACGAAGCCGAAAACGUUCCUCGGCUCAUCCAAAGGAGUGUUUGAGGGCAGCUUCUUCUCUCGGCUCGGUGACUUGUCUUUCCCUCGGUUUGAGUUGCCCACACAGAGAAUUGGACUAUCGGCGCAGUAUUUGGAGAGAGCGUCUACCUGGUGGUACCCAUACACACUCGGGACUCAUCUGAGGACUGGAGGGUCUGAGAAGGCCAACCUAAGGGAAGCAUCACCGACACCGGACAGGCGCUCCCCGGAUCUCCCAAAAAGUGACCAAGAUGCCAAAGAGGAAAGCGCCGACGACGACAUCGCGCUGGAUGACAGUGACUCUGAGGAGCCAAAGAAAGAAAUAGACCAGGAGGACGACUGGAGGCGGAAAACGGACGAACUGGACUCCGAGAGGAAGCCGUGUCGGAAGAAGAAGACGCGCACGGUGUUUUCCAGGAGUCAGGUCUUCCAGCUGGAGUCCACCUUCGACAUCAAGCGCUACCUGAGCAGCUCGGAGCGGGCAGGCCUGGCCGCGUCCCUGCACCUGACGGAGACGCAGGUGAAGAUCUGGUUUCAGAACCGGAGGAAUAAGUGGAAACGGCAGCUGGCCGCGGAGCUGGAGGCGGCCAACCUGAGCCACGCGGCGGCGCAGAGGAUUGUGCGGGUUCCGAUACUUUACCACGAGAACGGAGCCCCGGAAACGGCCGGGGGCCCCGCUGCAAACUCACCGGGCAGCCAGUCGCUCCUGGCUUUUCCCCAUCACAUGUACUAUUCCCACCCGGUCCCACUGCUGAGGCCUGUUUAACACUGACUGUGGCAUGACGCGCUGUACAUAUGUUUUUAAAUGAGAGUGACCAACAUUGGAAAAAAAUAAAUUUUGUAUAUUUUGUAGAGUCACAAUGUUAUUGUUAUUAUUAUUAUUAUUAUUAUUAUUAUUAUAUGUAACCAUCGUUCAUCCUGCUGAAGCGCAAGUCUCUACGGCUCCAAUCUAAAAUUAUUAUUAUUACUGGUGAAAUUGUUCAAUGCUCAAAAGUGGGUGGAUAUAUUUUAAUGUAUUCAGUUUGAGGAAAAAAAUGUUUUGAACAGGGUUGACUGUCCAUAUGUAUUUCACAGAGAUUUGUGUCAGUGUUUGUAGCAGAACAUGUGGAAUUUAAUAUUUUGAUAUUUUCCAAUAUUGUGCAAUACUGUGGCUUCACAUUAGGCUGCCAGCCUCCGUCACCUAGGCUGUAGUUCAUUUUUACAGACAAAAAAAAUCAUUUUUUUCUCUUUGUAAUAGUGAGGACAAUCAUGUGAUCCUUAAAAAAAUAAAUCCCCGACAAACUGCAGGUGAUAGGCAAGUGUUUUUAUGACGCAAUGUUUUGCCGGUAAUUUAAAAGCCAUGCAAGAGCCAAAAAUAGCCUCUGUUUUUGUGUAUGUUUUUUCUCUGAUAUUGUUAUUGGAAUGCUGUAUAUUAUAUGGUCUCACACUCAGUAAAGAUUUCGUUCCAAAAA